Boleophthalmus pectinirostris (great blue-spotted mudskipper) is the source of this 2022-nucleotide messenger RNA. It is a transcript of the gene blzf1, whose product is annotated as basic leucine zipper nuclear factor 1. The transcript has 7 exons. The coding region runs from base 171 to 1394 and encodes 407 amino acids. The record is from RefSeq and is a predicted model, not a curated record. Gene Ontology annotation, cellular component: Golgi membrane. NCBI's taxonomy places the organism in Eukaryota, Metazoa, Chordata, Actinopteri, Gobiiformes, Gobiidae. Gene Ontology annotation, biological process: Golgi organization; Golgi to plasma membrane protein transport.
UGGCCGGAAAUUGCGCCUGACAAACUAAACUCAGGGGUUCACCCACUGUUGACGCCAGCAAUGUCCGGUGACUGAAAAAGCAGCUUACGGUGUUUUACGGAGAACUACGUGAGGAAACAAAGUGAUUUGGACACACAUUUUCCUGAACCAGUGAAUUCGCCAUCACCAUCAUGACGACUGCUGUGAGGGCAUCCUCCCAUGUGCCUGUUCGGGGCCCGGGUGAUGGCAUGGAAACUGAAAAACCAAAAGCCAUUAUAGAAGUUAGCACAGAAAAACCACCAUCACCAACUCCACCUCAUGUUCCCCUUUUAAGAGUAGCCAGUCCGAAACGCAGCCCCAAGUCUGCAGUCCCAUCUCCACCCCGUCCCUCCUCCCCACAGCCUCCUGGGGUGCUACAUUUGGGGAAAGUGAGUAGAGAAGUGUGUACUGAGGUAGAAGCUGUGAGGAUAGUAGUGCCCCGGGCUGCAAUAAGCAGACGCAGCCAUAAGGCCCCUGCAGAAGGCAAAGGAGAGACAGGACAGGGAGAGGAGCAGGGUUCGCCUCCUUUGCCCCUGGUGGAGGAUUGGAAAAUCCAACUGGAAAAACUACAGAACUCUGAACGAAGACUGCUGCAGGACAAAGAAGGACUGUGCAAUCAGCUGCGUGUGCAAACGGAGGUGAACCGUGAGCUGAAGAAGCUGCUGGUGGCCUCUGUGGGUGAUGACCUCCAGUAUCAGUUUGAGAGAUUGGCCCGAGAGAAGAACCAGCUGAUCCUGGAGAACGAGGCUUUGGGCCGAGGCCUGUCCCACACAGCAGAGCAGCUGGAACGCAUGAGCAUCCAGUGUGACGUCUGGAGGAGCAAGUUUCUCGCUAGCAGAGUGAUGGCGGAGGAACUGACAAAUGCCAGAGCAGCUCUACAGAGACAAACAAGAGAAGCACAAGGAGCAAUUCAAGAUUUGCUGCUAGAAAGAGAAGAGUUCUCCAGGGAAAUGGUUCAAACACACAGGUCACUGGAGCAGCUCUUGGUUUCCCUUCAGUGGGGCAGGCAGCAGACGUACUACCCCAGUGCUCAGCCUCUCAGCACCGGAGAACUGGCCUCAGCGAACCACAAACUCGCAGACGCCAUCAACUCUCACCUGCUCGGAAACACCAGUGGCAACGUGGCUAAAGCCAGCAGCACCAACUCUGAACAACUAUGCAGCACGCCAGCCGAGAAAAUGGCAGAGAAGGUACUCAAGAUCUUGGACCCAAUUUCCCAUUCUGAAGACCAGACUGAGACGCCUUUGAAUGACGAUUCUUCAGCAAACUUUCUUAAUAAUAAAAAGAGUAUUGGCAGGUUUCACCCAUACACUAGAUAUGAAAACAUUACCUUCAACUGCUGUGAGCGCUGCACUGGGGACAUCAUAGUGCUGUAGGACUAUUGUUACUGUUGGCAAAAGCUGCAGAGCUUUAAAACCCAUUUGAAAUGUAAGACUCUGUGAUUUUGAUGAACUUUUGACCAGCCUUUUAUAUGCCGCUUCUGUUUUCACAUAAGACAUUUAUUUAAGGUAAAUGAUUGCUAAUUUGUUGCUGCUGAAAUGGUAUAGUGAGGAAAAAGUUUAAACAAAUGAACUGUAUUCUAGGAUCGGUGAGGAAAACUAGUAUAAACUAGGAGGCUGUGCGUUUAUUCAUACUUGAACUUCUAAGCUGCUGUUAAUAGCUUUUUUUUGAUACUAGCACAAAUUAUGUAAUUGUGAGAGAUGAUGCAAUAAUUUUAGGGCCACUUGCCCUCGUCUUAGCUUCAAACAUCAUGCAGUGGUUGGACAGUUGUAAAUUACACAGGUACUAAAGCCUGUACAAUUCCUUGCUGUGAUGGGGAGUUGUUGGCUGUAAAUCUUGCAGUGUUUAUAAGAGAUGUAAAAAGAAUCAAGGUAUUUCAAAUGUUUUAAGCAUAUUUAUUUUUGUUUAUGGAUCUGUAUUUGAUAUUUACAUUACAUUGUAUUAAUCCUCAGAUUCAUUCAUUCAGAAUGUGAAAAUAAAGGCUUUUUAUUUAUGUUCUUUAAA